AUGAGUGUCUUCGUCUUAACCACCACCACCACCACCACCACCAUUAACAACAACAACGACGACGACGACGACGACGACGACGACGACGACAACAACAAUAACAACAACAACCUCACCACUACCACCAUCACCGUCACCGUCACCACCGUCAGUCGCCAUCGACAACAACAACGACUACGUUACGACCUGGGUGAUCACCCAUAUCUAUCCGGACCCGCAGCAUCGGAACGCCUUGUUGCUGCGAAGUGCAUCCCAUUGUGGUUGCAAAACCACUCAGCAACGAGGCCAUUGCUGUGCCAGAGUGGUUCACUGGGCUGGGCUGGGCUCACGCUCGUCGCCCUGCCCCCCAGGCGGUCCUUGAUAACGCCGACAAUACCAGAGGCGCUGACUACUACUGGCCCGGGCUCAGGCUUGGGCCAAUAUUGUGGUCAAGCGCCUCUGUAGAUUUUGAUAGCUUUAGAUAGCUUGUCCCUUUAGCUAGCUUGUAUCUUUAGAUAGCUUGUAUCUUUAGAUAGUUGUAUUCUUAGAUAGUUGUAUCCUUAGAUAGUUGUAUCCUUAGAUAGCUUGUAUCUUUAGAUAGUUGUAUCUUUAGCUAGUUUGUAUCUUUAGCUAGUUGUAUCUUUAGCUAGUUUGUAUCUUUAGUUAGUUUGUAUCUUUAGAUAGUUGUAUCUUUAGAUAGGUUGAUAGCUUAUAUAGGC
This is a messenger RNA of Aspergillus vadensis CBS 113365, 698 nucleotides long. RefSeq lists its product as uncharacterized. The coding region runs from base 1 to 444 and encodes 147 amino acids. The record is from RefSeq and is a predicted model, not a curated record. The transcript has 3 exons. NCBI's taxonomy places the organism in Eukaryota, Fungi, Ascomycota, Eurotiomycetes, Eurotiales, Aspergillaceae.